AAAAUUGUUGUAGUUUCAAGGAAAUCAAAGUAACUGAUUAUUAUAGUUCAAUAAAUUUAUUAUUUAAUUUCCUAACUCAAAUCAUGACCGAAAUUUCUUGUGGAAAAACCACUUACAAAUGCCAUUUCUUGCCGACGUCGAACGAUAAAUUUGCAAUUAAAGCACAGCCUAUCCCGCAAGUGGAUCCAAAUCUUAUGUCUGGACAUUUUGCUAACAACAUAUCGAUAAACAGACCUUCAAGACGUUAUAAUGAUAAAUAUGACACACAACAAGAAGCGUAUCAAGAUUAUUUAAAGAAACUAGAACAAACUAAACCUCAAUUAUUCAAGAUAUAUUUUAAUUCAUCAGAUAUAAAUAUUGAUUUGAUUAAAAAUCAAAUGGAGGACUUAAAACAAUCGACAUAUCAAAGUUUUUACUCUCCGAACGAGUUUCAUUCGAGAAAGAAAAAACUACAUGGGAUAGAUUCUAAAUUUGUUGCCCAAGGAAGUCAUAAGGAAUCCACAACAUAUGACAAUUACUUCAAUAAGAUUGAGGAAUUCAAGAAAAUUUUCAACAAUUCUAAUGAAAAUGAUAAAAAAGAAACAAGUGAAUUUUCAGAAGAAAAGUAUAAAAACAUAAUGUAUAAAUAUUUACCAACAUAUUAUUCAAAAAUAUGCGAACCUGCCUUAAGACAUAGAAAUAUUCUCUUGGAAAAUGGAAAAGCAAAGGAAUCUCCAUUGGAUAGAUACACAUUGAGACGUUUGUAAUUAUUAAAUUAAAGAAGUUCUGCCAACAAGACUGUUAAUAAAUUGACUUUUUAUCAAUUAGUUUGUAAUUAUGUACAUAUAUAAAUAAAAUAAGAGUUUCUUUUUGACUCAUUUUGAUGAAUUUAUA
Episyrphus balteatus (marmalade hoverfly) is the source of this 873-nucleotide messenger RNA. RefSeq lists its product as uncharacterized. Bases 84 to 746 code for a protein of 220 amino acids. The transcript has a single exon. The record is from RefSeq and is a predicted model, not a curated record. Lineage: Eukaryota; Metazoa; Arthropoda; Insecta; Diptera; Syrphidae.